Molecule: messenger RNA, 11941 nt
Organism: Hypanus sabinus (Atlantic stingray)
Lineage: Eukaryota; Metazoa; Chordata; Chondrichthyes; Myliobatiformes; Dasyatidae
Gene: ptch2
Product: patched 2
Exons: 24
Coding region: 2029-6351 (1440 amino acids)
Biological process (GO): smoothened signaling pathway
Cellular component (GO): plasma membrane
Molecular function (GO): smoothened binding; hedgehog receptor activity; hedgehog family protein binding
Source: RefSeq, a predicted model, not a curated record
AGAAGCAGCUCGGGAUUAUACACUGUUUAAAAGGGCGCUUUUCUAGAAGGCUGCAAACAUUAAGGGUGAAGAGUCGUGAAAUAUCUAGGAAUAUUGAAAAGAUUGUUACACGUAUCUCGCAUUGUAAAAUAUUUCGCUGACUGGUUACACAGGUUGGGGGUGGGAAAUGGAUACCAUUUAACAGGGUGUGUGAAACCGACCCACGGAGGACAAGAUUUUACAAUACUGCUCCUUCUGCAGCUACAUUUUAACACGGUUGUGGAUUGUGCUGAAUGAAGCAAGUUAGGAGUAAACCCACGUCCGGCCGAAGCUCCGUCAAGCCUCCAAUAGAGACAAAGGCGGGAUUGGAAUAACCACCUGCUAUCUGCAAUCCUACAAUGCAUCCUUAAAAGACAAACAAAAGACGUUAAAAAUCUUAAAGAAGACUAUUCAUUAGAUCGACAAAGGGGAAAAGAAAUAAAUUAUCAUAAUUAAUCCUAUCAGUGCUGGUGGGUGGCACGCUGUGUGUCCUUUAAGGUAAUGUUGGACACUAGUAAUGUUAACAUAUACACAUGCUUUUGUCGAAGGAGGCAGUCAGGGUUUCCACAGGAUUUUAGCCGCUUGGUAAACAACCUUCAGGGAAGGAAAAACAUGCUGCAGCUGCUGGCUGUAACGAAAACAACAUUUUCUGAAGUCACAACGCACACAUUUAUGUAAAACUAUAUUAGCGCACACUCGUGUACGCCUAAUUAUAAAGCCGCAAGUCAAAAAUGCCAACUGAUUUAGGAAUCUUUAACGCCUUUUUAAUUUGCACUCCCUAUGCAAGCUUUAUUUGCGCAAUCUGAUAGCCGGGUUGGAUAAUGCUAUGGGGGGCUGAUAUUUAUGAAUUGUAAUCGCGUCUCAAAAGAAAGCGACCUAUAUUUGCAUAUGUUGUUUACUUGUUUUAAUUGCAUUGCAGAAAAAUGAUUAAGAUCACUUGUUUUUUUCCCUCUACAUUAUCAUCUUCUUAUUCCCCACGUUAUAAAAUAUUUAGCUCCCCAGCCUUGUAAAUGUUUGAAUGCAGUUUCACCACACGUUUACCUCAUUCAUUUUCACUCCACUUUAUUACCAGCAUUUGCAAUGCCAGAUUUCUGCGGAACAUUUAUUCAGAUCUAGUUGCCCUUGGUUUAUUUAUGCAGUCUCCAGAAUUCAUCUGGGACCUCCCCUGCGUUUGUUGGGCUAAAGGGGCCCGGGUACCUCACGAGGCAAUUCACGACGUUUUAUAUACAUGCAUACAUACCUAAUAUAAAUACACAUACACAGACCUAUGUGUGGCUCUGUGUGUGCGUGUGCGUGUGAGAGAGAGCGAGAACUGCCGUUCCCACUACUUUCAAUUUUAAAGUUUUGAAAAAAACUAUUUAGCAAACUUUAUUUGCCAGGACAAAAACCAUUAUGUAUACAUAUAUCUAAACUAUAUAUGGUCCUAUUUAGCUGUCAACUUCAUGUAUCAGUUGGGAAACUUGUUUUUUUUUACAAAAAAUAUUCAAGGGUUUGGAAAGAUCCGCAGAGAUCUUGUAGGCAGUUUUGCUACCUCCCAUUGAUGCUUCUGCAGUCUGGGUGGUCCGUCCACUUUGGUGAGCUGUUGCUUAGCAGCUAAUAAUAGUAGAUGUUUGCUAAGUAAUUUGCUUCUUCCUUAGCCAAUGGGAAUCCGGUCGAGAGGACUUUCCAUCAACUCUUUUUGAUGGGCUGGAGGCGGGUUUUUCUCUCCAAAUGUUGGAUGCCUGAGAUCGGGGACAGAAGUAAAGAUUGAGCUGAAAGAGUUUUUUUUAUUCCAUGGUGUUAGAAGGACGAGUAAAAGGAGCGAGCGAGCGAGCGAGAGGGAGAAGACUACACGUGGAUGUAGAGUCAAGAUCCUUGAGGAUUUCUGCGCGAAAUGUUGGGAUGGAAAUAUCAGGCUUUCGCUCAGGAAGAGACUAGGGACUCUCCAGCUGUUAUUCUUGUCACUUUUGGGGAAUUAUUACUAUUGUUGUUGUUGUUGAACCAAACGAUCCGCGACUGGUUUCCAGCGACAUGGCUUCGGGUUCUAACCUUGCCCGGGACGGUGGAGCACUGCCCCCGAGGUACAGUCACCGAGCCCCGGCCGCUUGCUCGGAUCUGCUGCGGAGACCCAGUUACUGCCACGCUGCUUUCGCAUUGAAACAGAUCUCUAAGGGUAGGGCAGAGGGGCGCUGGGCUCCACUGUGGCUGCGAGCCCAUUUCCAGGCCCUGCUCUUCAGGCUGGGCUGCAGAAUCCAACGGCAUUGUGGCAAGAUCCUCUUCAUUGGUCUAUUGGUCUUUGGAGCUUUUGCUGUUGGCCUCAGAGUUGCAAGCAUUGAGACUGACAUCGAGCAGCUUUGGGUGGAAGUGGGAAGCCGAGUGAGUCGAGAGUUAACGUACACACGGGAGAAGCUGGGCGAGGAGACGAUCUUCACCACACAGAUGCUGAUUCAAACCUCGAAGAAUGAAGCGGAAAAUAUCCUUACUCAGGAGGCAUUGCUCCAACACCUGGAAGCUGCCCUGGCAGCCAGCAAAGUACAAGUCUCACUAUAUGGAAAGUCCUGGGAUUUAAACAAAAUCUGUUACAAAUCUGGAGUGCCUAUUAUUGAGAAUGGAAUGAUCGAGCGAAUGAUUGAGAAGCUAUUUCCCUGUGUUAUUCUAACUCCCCUAGACUGCUUCUGGGAUGGUGCCAAGCUUCAAGGAGGUUCUGCCUAUCUACCCAGAGGAAAGCCGGAUAUUCAGUGGAUGAACCUGGACCCAGUGCAGCUCCUGGAUGAACUGGGGCAGUUUACAUCUUUGGAAGGAUUCAGGGAGAUGCUCGACAAGGCACAAGUAGGACAUGCCUACAUGGACAGGCUAUGCAUACAACCAGAUGACUCUGAGUGCCCCAUGACUGCCCGAAACAAAAAAUCACUAGAGGCUCCUAAUAUUUCUACUGAGUUAACUGGUGGUUGCCAUGGAUUCUCAAAGAGGUUUAUGCAUUGGCAAGAAGAGUUGAUUUUGGGUGGUGUGAAGAAAAAUUCCCAGAACAUAUUGCUGAGUGCUGAAGCUUUACAGACCAUGUAUCUGCUGAUGAGCCCUAAGCAACUUUAUGAGCAUUAUAAGGAUGAUUAUGAAAUCCACGAUAUCAACUGGAACUUGGAGAAGGCAACAGCCAUUUUGGAAAACUGGCAACGAAAGUUUGUUGAGGUGGCUCACCAGGCCCUGCCUCAGAACUCCACACAAAAUAUCCAUGCCUUUUCCACCACCACCCUCAAUGACAUCAUGAGAUCUUUUUCUGAUGUCAGUGCCCUCCGUGUUGCUGGAGGGUACUUGCUAAUGUUGGCAUAUGCUUGUGUGACCAUGCUGAGGUGGGACUGCUCCAAAUCCCAAGGUGCUGUGGGUCUAGCUGGAGUGCUGUUGGUGGCAUUGUCAGUAGCUUCAGGACUGGGGCUGUGCUCCCUUCUGGGCAUUUCGUUCAAUGCUGCAACGACUCAGGUACUACCAUUUCUGGCCCUGGGUAUUGGCGUUGAUGACAUGUUUCUCUUGGCUCAUGCAUUCACUGAGACAGGUCAAAAUAAGAACAUUCCUUUCAAGGACAGAACAGGUGAAUGUCUGAGAAGGACUGGAACCAGUGUUGCUCUCACAUCCAUCAAUAACAUGAUUGCUUUCUCGAUGGCUGCUCUGAUUCCCAUCCCUGCACUUCGUGCAUUUUCCUUACAGGCUGCAAUAGUUGUGGUUUUUAACUUUGCUAUGGUGCUCCUCAUUUUUCCUGCCAUCUUAAGCUUGGAUCUUCAUCGACGGGAAGACAAAAGGCUGGAUAUUUUCUGCUGUUUUUCCAGCCUCUGCUCAACGAGAGUAAUACGGGUCCAACCACAAGAGUUUGCAGAUGUGAACGAUAUCCAUAACUUUCACCCUUCUCUGAAUGGAGGGCCAACAUAUACCCACAGCACCCAGAUCACCACCACGGUUCAGGCAUUUACCCAGUGCGAUCCUACUGGCCAACACAUUGUCACCAUCAUUUCUCCAACAUCUCAGAUCUCUUCAACUCCUUCAGUCAUCGUGCCUCCAGCCGAGCACAUUGGCUCCCAGGGAAUGGACCCCACUAGCUCAACGCGGGACCUACUGGCCCAGGUGGACGAGGCAAAGGUCUGCAGGAACUGUGUUCAGAUACCCUUCGUCAAAUGGAAUUUGACUGAUUUUGCACGGGACAAGUACGCUCCACUUCUUCUGAGGACUGAAUCUAAAAUUGUCGUGUUAAUCCUCUUCAUGGCCUUGCUUGGGAUGAGCCUUUAUGGAACUACCAUGGUUCAUGAUGGGCUGUACCUUACAGACAUUGUGCCUCGUGAAACCAAGGAGUACAAUUUUAUUGAAGUCCAGUUCAAGUAUUUCUCCUUCUACAACAUGUACAUCGUCUCCAUGGGAGGGUUUGAUUAUGCUGCAUCCCAGAAGUUGCUUUAUGAUCUGCACAGGAGUUUCGAUAGCAUCAAAUACAUUGUUCGUGAAGAGAAUAAAGAGUUGCCAAAAAUGUGGUUGCAUUAUAUUCAGGACUGGCUAAGAGGGCUACAGGCUGCAUUUGAUGAAGACUGGCGGACAGGGAAAAUCACGAGGGAGAGUUACCGUAAUGGUUCAGAAGAUGGUAUCCUUGCCUAUAAAUUACUCAUUCAGACAGGAAACAAGAAGGAGCCCUUCAACUAUAACCAGCUAUCGUCAAGGCGAUUGGUGGAUGAGGAUGGGAUCAUAAAUCCUGAUAUCUUCUACAUCUAUCUCACGGUGUGGGUUAGCAAUGACCCUUUGGGCUAUGCUGCGUCUCAGGCUAACUUCAACCCUCACCCCCCUGAGUGGAUUCACGACAGAUAUGACACAACUGGAGAGAAUUUGAGAAUUCCCGCUGCUGAGAUGAUCGAGUUUGCCCAGUUUCCUUUCUACCUGACUGGCCUGAAGCAGACCUCGGAUUUCAUCGAAGCUAUCGAGAGCACCAGAGCAAUCUGUGAGGAAUUCUCCAAGAAGGGGGUGCUCAGCUAUCCCAAUGGCUACCCUUUCCUGUUCUGGGAACAGUACAUUGGCCUGCGACACUGGUUACUGCUCACCAUCAGCAUCGUGUUGGCCUGCACAUUCCUGGUCUGUGCUCUUCUGCUGCUCAAUCCCUGGACUGCUGGCAUUAUUGUGUUUAUUUUGGCUAUGAUGACAGUGGAGCUGUUUGGAAUCAUGGGACUAAUGGGAAUCAAACUGAGUGCAAUCCCUGUAGUGAUCCUGAUUGCUUCCGUUGGAAUUGGAGUGGAAUUCACUGUUCAUGUAGCUCUGGGUUUCCUGACUGCCAUUGGGAACAAGAAUAUGCGCUCUGCUGCAGCUCUAGAACAUAUGUUUGCACCAGUGAUUGAUGGAGCAAUCUCUACACUACUUGGGGUCCUGAUGUUGGCUGGUUCUGAAUUUGACUUCAUCAUUAGGUAUUUUUUUGCUGUUUUGACCAUUCUAACAAUAUUGGGUAUCCUUAAUGGUCUGGUUCUCCUUCCUGUUUUGCUGUCAGUUAUUGGACCCCCAGCGGAGGUCACUCCGGCAGACAGAGGCAGUCAAUUGCCAACCCCUUCCCCUGAGCCUAUUCCACCGCCCAUGAACCAUCAUGGCUUCUAUGUUCAUUCAUUUCCAUGGCAGCAGAGCACGUAUCCUGAGUCUUCUGACUCCGAAUAUUACUCAGAAACCACGGUGUCUGGGAUCAGUGAGGAGGACCUGCCGCACUUUGACCAGAGUGCAUACAUCAUCCCACCAACUCGCUCACAGAUACUGGUGGAGUCUGGAAAUAACCCUAACUUCCCACGGGUUACAGUUGUGAAGCCAUACAAAGAUGUUAAGGAUUCGACAUACAAGAAGAAUAAUUUAAACUCAAAAGUACCACAUCGAUCUACUGUUGGUUCUGUUAGUUCUCAACUAGCCUGGCAAGAACCUCAAGACUUAAAUCAAAUCGCAGGAGAAGGGAGGCAACAUUUCUCCAACAAUGGACUGCACUGCAGAAGUGAUGCUCCACCUAUUCAACCUGCCAUUUCUUGUAGGAGUCAAUAUAGAUCUCGCAACAAUAGGACUCACCACCCAAGGACUACACUCCCAGCGUACUCCACUGGUAUGCCUGGAUCCAAUAACCCUUUCACUACAGUGACUGCCACAGCAUCAGUGACACUCUCUGUGCACCCGGGUGUAUCACAGACAUUUAAAGGAUACACACAUGAAGGGUUUGAGGACAGCAAGCCAGACUGUUUAGAGGAAUUGCACAUACCUUCCUCGUAUGUGAAUCAUGAGGAAGCAAUAGACUCCAAACAGGAAAUUUUUGAACGUCAGGAUGCUGAAUGUGAAGUGAAGAGCAUGCAAGCCCCAAGAAGGCAUUAGGUCGCCUCAAAUGAAUGUGGCAACCAAAGAAUGCUUGUGUUCCCCAUCAUCAUCCCAUCCCAUCCCAUCCCAUAUCCCAAAAUCCUCUGGGCUCAAGAAAUGUGUAAAACUGCCUAUGUACAUAAACCUCAUGAUGGAGACAGGAAGAUUUAUAUUAAAAUAUUAAGUUGGUGUUUAAAUAUAUUUUAAUACUAAAAAAAUCAAAAUGAAACAAACCUAUUUAAUGAUGUACUGUAUACUUCUGUAUUAUAUACUGUGUAAAGCACCAGAAAAUUCAGAGUCAGAGUUCUAAUGAAUGGUAAGAUGUGUAGACUGUGUACAAUGAAGAGAAUUUUUGUAACUUUGGGUACAGAUAAAUGAUAAUUGCUUGAUUAUUUUGCUGCUAUGCUUUUUAAAACUUAAAAGUUUAUAUAGAUUAGAAUCCCUAUUCUUUCAGGAUUUUCUUUCUAUGCAAGUACCUAGUCACUAUGAAAGACAUUUUGUUUUCAGUUCAGGCAGAUUGUGGUGUUUACAGAAGUGACUUGUCUUUCUCACAGGCCUGUGUGUGCGGAUGCUUGGGAUCGACUAUAAUUUCAUGUAAAAUAAUUAAACAAUAACCACAUUUACAGGCAGCCUUUCUGCCGUAAUGCAGAAUGCUUGUUUACCCUUCUUCCAUUGCAUUAGUUUCUCCAGCGGAUGGUGUCACAGGCAUUUGAGCAAAAUCAUGAUCUAGGAACUAGACCGUUGGCAGCAGGAAUGGCAAUGUGAUGCUGAAGGCAGCCACUAUUUUGCAUUACAAAAUGGCUCCUACUAAUUGUUGGCUCUUUUGGUUGCUCACUAAGGCUGAUCCUGCUGAAAUUUGAAUCUGGGCUUCCUUGGAGGGCUUAGUGACCGUCCUACUACAGUUCAGAACAAUCUCAAACCCAACCCUGGCAUUUGCUAAGUUAGUUGAUGUAAACAAAGGCUGGUGAUAGUAUGACAGAAAUGGUAUAUAAGCUCUCUGAGCACUUGGUGUCCUGUGUACUCAUUGUUAUCUGGAGAUCCUAGCAGGAGAAGAUAGGAUUCAGCUCAGUAAUGAUGCACAAUGUGGCAAACAACUUGUCCAAGCCCAAUGCUAAACCCUUAAAUGAACAAGUUGGUAAAGGGUAGUUGACUUGCAUGGAAAAAGAGCACAGCAGGCAAAACUUCAGGAAGGAAAGAAAGACAAAGAAACUGACAUUGCUUUUUAACGGUGUGAGAAACUAUGUGUAAGCUACUCAGAGGAAGUCAUGGUGAGCUGUUGUACCUAAAGCAAAUUCAUGGGCAUUUCAUUCAAUGCAAUUCAAUGCAUCAAAGUUCAUACCUGACAAAAUGAUUAAUACAAAAAAAUUGUACAAGGGCACAAGCAGGGAAAAGUACAAGGAUCGACAGGGCAGGAAAUCAAUAAAAUACCUCAUCUGAAAAUUGAUUUUUUUCCCUAUAUAUUUAAAAUGUUCUCAGCUCCAGGUCAGAAUGGGUGCACUCAAUACCCAAAAGUACAUGUCAACUAAAAUUCAAAAUGAGCACCCUGCUUAAUUUUUUUAAAAGUAAAGUUUUUAGAGGUUAACUAUUAAAUCUCCAUAUAUCAUUAGAUUCUUUCUAUAGUCAUCAAUUCUACAUAAAAUAAUUAAGUUACCUUUGUCCUUUUGUUCGCUGAGCUAGAGUUCCACGAGUCCCCUUCAACAUGGCAUUCUUCCAUGUAUGACUGGUGACGGAAGAGUGUCAGUAAGCUAUUAGAUGUGGAGCUCCCAGUUAAACUUAAGUCUUUCCUCAUCUGACAGACACACAUACAGAAAUUGCUGAAAAAUGAUCUGAUGAAGAAGCCCUUGAGAAUUUUUGCACUGAACCGGCUUCUCCCUGGAAAAGGGAAGACUGAGUGAUGGAGUUCUAUAAAAUGACAGCAAGAGUUUAUCUGGGUAGGCACACCAAUAUUACCAAUUCUGACAGGGUCAAAGAUGAGAGACCACGAAGACAAGAGAGUCACUAAUAAAUUCAGUAUUAGAGUUUGAUUAUUUUAACCCAGAGAAGGGUACAAAUAUGGAACGUGAUCAUGUUGGAUAAAUAAAGGGAAACAAUAUACUGUAUGUCUAACAGAAUCAGAUUUAUUAUCACUGAUUUAUAUGACAUGAAAUUUGUUUUGUGGCAGCAGUAGAGUGCAAGAUAUAAAAUUAUUAUAAAUUACCAAAGUAAAUAAAGACUAAAAAAAAGAGGAAUAACAAGGUUAAAGGGACAUCAUGAUUGGCCUUUGAGAGAAAGGGGAAAAAAUAUAUAUUUUGAUAGGUGAGAUAAAACGCUGUGGAGAGUCACUACUGGCAAAAACACAUUCAUCCACGUGACCUGUUCCUGUGUAGUGAAUUCCACGUAAUUCCCUCAGCUAGCCGAGGGGAGCCGUGUUACAUUUUAACAGUCUCAGCAUGGUCUCAGCUAAUUUAGCAUGGUUAGCGAUCAACUCAUGAUCUAAAGAGCUCAGCAGGUUAGUGCCUUAAUUACCUGAGCAAUUAGGACAACUUCAACCUUCUUUUUCCCCAAAUGCUUUAAAUGCCACGCACCAUCCCGUUUCCUCUUGCUCCGGAUCAGGAGCACGGGCUGUUCUGUCAGCAUUAUUCAGUGGAAUGUGAGUGAUUUCAGGAUAUUUAACAUUGCUUUUCCCACUACUAGAAGUGCUAUAAUGCUUAUGACCAGUAAGCCAUGCAUGAUGGUAACUGUGAUUAAUCACAACGAAUUUGAGAUUUUGUUGCAUUGUGCACUUCGUUCUGUGUAACUGGACUAUCUGUAAGCAUUUCAACCCCUUUCUGAGAAAGGGAGGACACUUAUUUCCACUCUGUUGACACUGGGUUGCCCAAUAACAUCUUCUCUUUCCCCUUAUACUGUGAGAAACUGCAUACUUACUCCCUUAUAAGUAGAUAUUUGAGUAUUUGUAAUCUAAAGUUUCUCUGUUUCUGCAACAUCAGUGUGAGAUGUUUGCAAUAUAGCACACUUAAAGGGGCUAAUUUUCCACCUACACUCCAUUUCCAUUCUGUUACUUUUCACUUUUGGCUUAACAUUUUCUCAAAGAACUUAGCAGUCACAGGUCGAUGCAAAUAAUUAUGCUCCUAGUUUGCAGCCCUUCUCCUAGGCAACUCUUGAUGCUGCAAUGAGGCCCGUUACUAAGAUGUGCACAAUUGUCUCCUCUCCCAGAUCAGACUUAACCUGUUCUGAAUUUCCUCUCCUGUUCAAAAAAAAGGUUCAAAAUGCAAGCUUCCAAACUAGUAAUCGAUUAUUCCAACAGUUUGAAUGAUAUUGCUCCCACCUAAGGAGUGAUAUAUUCGAAUAAUGUGUGCAGAGGAUUGAGUAAUGCAGAGGGAGCCCAUUUUUGUCUUUCAACAGAAUGAGAUGCUAAAUGUUCGUAUUAUUUUCAUUUGUCAUUUUUGCCCCAGUGUGUAUGUUCACAGAACAUGCAGCCAUUAUUUUCAUUGCAAACAUUUUAAGUGCCAAGUGUUCCUUUCCCUAACCAGACUGAAGAGAGUGGAUAUUCAUUGCCAGUAAAACGAAUGAAUGGAAGUGUUUUAAAUGAAUAGUGUUGAUUGUUGUUAUUGGUGGUGUUAUAUUUAUAUUUUUGUACAAUAUGGAAAAGAAAACAGUGUUUGUCACGGAGGUAUUUAACCAUAUCGCUCUGGAUCGUGCAUUGACUCACAUGAUUUGAAAUCUGUAGGAUGUCACAGUAUAUUGAUUUUGCAAUUUGUGCCAUAACUCCAAGUACAGAUCACUUGUGCUGACUGGUCUCAGUUCUGUUGAAAUAAAUGAUGGGCUUACAGAUGGCUGUCUAAUCAUCUCCAUUCAAGAGAUCCAAGCAAUUUCACACUUUUUUUUAAAAACUGCAGACUAUUAAUAGAUUAAAUGAAAUUGAGUGCUUCCAUUUUCAACAUUUUUUUCCACGACCAGUUCUGUUAAUUUUGCUAAAUUGUUCUUUUUUGUAUCUUAUUUCACGCCUUCAUAAUUUUCCUCAGGUUGGGUAACUUGGACCUAUUAACUACCGAUUUGUCAACAGCCCUAUCACUUGGAUGAACUCUUUAAAUUAAAACCCCUUAUAGACUUGAUCCAUCAGGUGGCUACUUCUCCUUUGGUUUGCCAUCUGAAAUUAUCCAUUUAAAUGCAUCCUGGUUUUCAAUUUACUAAAAAACAUUGGUGGAAUUUACAAAACAAUAAUUUAUUGUCUUUCAUUUGGUUUUUAAUAUUUCUUGCAAUAAGACGCAAGAACUAAUUAUGGUAGCACUCUAGAAUAGUAAAUAUUUUUACAAUGUCCUUAAUUAAUUAAUAUUAAAUCUGCUUCUUUGCUGUUCCUCCAGUCGUCUGGUUUUAAAAUGUUCCUUCAUGUAAGAUCCCCUGAAAAUAUAAAAUCUUCCAUCCCUCUUCUGAAAGACAAUUUCAACAUGAAUGGAACAGAAGAUACAUUUUGUAUGCAGGAGUAGAAAUGGCAAAUUCGUGAGUCCUGUGAUCUUACAGCCCCUAAAAUUCUCCCAAAUCCCAUUUUAAGAAACUUAUGUUCUAGCUCUGGUAUCUGGCUAAUCAUGUGGAGGGCCACCAGGACCACUGGAAAGGGGCUGCAAGUACAAUUUCAAUCAUCAGUUACAGUAAUGAUGUAAGAAAACAUUCCAAACUCUCUUCUCCCAAGUGGAUGGAGAGCAACAGUUUGUGUUCUAUUUAAGUAUAGGAGUGAGGGAGCACUGAGAAGUCUUGUUAACUGUAAUAUUUCAUCCUGCCAAUUACUAAAGGAACUGCAGCACAGAAAUACGCAUCUGUGCCUGCUGGUGCUAGCUCUGUGUUUACAUCCUUUGUCCAAUUGUGAGCAUGGUUGCCGAUCCAGAGUUUUAAGGAUUGAGCACUGUGAUUGGUCUAAUCACUGCCAUUCCAACAAAUGCAGGGAAUUUUGCUUUUGUUUUCUCUCUUGAAUUUUUUUUUACAAAUGUGUUGAAGCAAAAGGGGCUGCUUCAAAUUGGGGGAAGAAUUGUCAGUGGAUAAAUGCUGUAUCUGUCUAAAGUGUGAGGGGGUGGCUGAAGGAAAAAACUUUUAAUUGUAGGAUCCAGUAGAAUAAAAGUGUCUUGUUUCUUUCUGUGAAAUAAAAUCUUGUAAAUGGUAGUUACUGUAGUAGAAAAGAAAAAAUAUACCCACCACAUGAAAAAAAUCUAAUCUGUUCAUGGGGGCUUUUUUUGGUUGUUGGGUAUAUGUAAUCAGUUAAACUAUUGUAUGCCAUAUAAGUUAUUUAUAUAAAUUUUUAUUUUUGUAGUUGUACAGAAGUAGCCAUCUGACUGAAGUAUAUUUUUAAAGAGUAAAUAUAUAUUAUUAUAUUAUAUAUUGUUAAUUGGGUUCAUUACUAAGGUCUGGUGGCACGCCUCUUGUAUACAUCUGCAGAGUGAAGGAUGUGUACUAAACUGUUACUGUCUGUGUUGUCAUCUUGUUACUGCUCCUCACACCCUUCCCAUUCCUGUUCAAUGAGGUGAUGAAUUGGAAAUCUGGACACUGUGACCAAUAAGCCUGCUCCUUGUGACUGUAAUACUGCCAUGUUUAGUCUCCAGCACAAUAGGAGAUUAACUAACAAAAUAAAAAUAAACAUGAA